CUGAAUUUUCUUUGCACAACUCAUGGAGGUGAUCGCGCAUAAACCAAAAACUAUAUAGCCGCCUUGAAACUAUAUAUAAACCCCUCAAAUGUAUGUCCACAAAACCACAUCAAUGCAAUCCCAUAAAAACUCCUAAUACUUGCUUAAGCAUAUAACUCUAAGUCAGCAGCAUGAGCUUCCCCAAAAGCCUUACCAUUUUAUUCCCUCUCCUCUUCACCCUAUUGAUCCCCUUCACCAAUGCAGCUACCUUUGCUGUCCUAAACAAAUGUACCUACACGGUUUGGGCCGCUGCCUCACCCGGUGGGGGUAUGCGUCUUGACCCGGGCCAGUCUUGGACCGUCAAUGUGAACCCGGGUACAACCCAAGCUCGCAUUUGGGGCCGGACCAACUGCAACUUCGAUGCCAAUGGCAAUGGCCAAUGUCAGACCGGGGACUGCAAUGGGCUCCUCCAGUGCCAAGGCUACGGUAAGGCCCCAAAUACCCUAGCUGAAUUCGCGUUGAACCAGCCCAAUAACUUGGACUUUGUCGACAUAUCCAACGUUGAUGGAUUCAAUAUUCCAAUGGACUUUAGCCCCACCACUGCGGUCUGCAAGUCACUCCGGUGCGCAGCUAACAUAGUUGGCGAGUGCCCAGCCGAGUUGCAGACCCCGGGUGGGUGCAACAACCCAUGUACCGUUUACAAGACCAAUCAAUAUUGUUGCACUGAUGGGCCUGGGACCUGUGGGCCUACACCUUUGUCCAAGUUCUUCAGCAGUGGGGGAGGUGGUGCUUGUGACAACAAUAACAAUGGUGAUGAACAUGAUGAUAGUAGUGGUGGUGGUGGUAGCGGCAGCGGUAGCGGCGGCGACAGCGGCGGCAUGAUAAUGAUGUUGGUUAUAGUGGUGACGGUGAUGAUAACGGUGACGGAGGCAUGGUGGCAAUGGUGGUGGUGGUGA
Molecule: messenger RNA, 935 nt
Organism: Camellia sinensis
Lineage: Eukaryota; Viridiplantae; Streptophyta; Magnoliopsida; Ericales; Theaceae
Source: RefSeq, a predicted model, not a curated record